Messenger RNA from Solea solea (common sole), 2653 nucleotides. It is a transcript of the gene crema, whose product is annotated as cAMP responsive element modulator a. The transcript has 8 exons. NCBI's taxonomy places the organism in Eukaryota, Metazoa, Chordata, Actinopteri, Pleuronectiformes, Soleidae. Bases 164 to 1117 code for a protein of 317 amino acids. Gene Ontology annotation, molecular function: protein binding; RNA polymerase II cis-regulatory region sequence-specific DNA binding; DNA-binding transcription factor activity, RNA polymerase II-specific. Gene Ontology annotation, cellular component: nucleus; ATF4-CREB1 transcription factor complex. Gene Ontology annotation, biological process: regulation of transcription by RNA polymerase II. The record is from RefSeq and is a predicted model, not a curated record.
UGCUCUCGCUCCGCCCCCACACUCCCUGACGUUCAACUGACUCGUCGGUGGACAUUUUGGGCACAGCAGCAUCAUCAGCGCUGACGUGGACACUACGUGAGCGAGGGCACAGCACGCGCACUGUCAUUAAUGACGAGUCUGACUACGUAAAACUUCGGUCACUAUGGAUCAUUCAGUAUCAUCUCAGCUUGACAGCAGUUUAAUUGAGUCACUAACGGAUGGAGAGGAGAACCACAGUGAAGGCAGUUCAUCUCCUGCAGCAACUCUGCAGGUAUCUGUGGCCGCAGAAUCCCCUGGCGUGACCGACGUCCAGCUGUCUGAUGGUGAGAUGCAGGUCCAAGGUGUCAUUCAGGCUCCUCAGACUUCUGUCAUACAGUCACCACAGGUUGCCACCGUAGCAGACCUGGAGGAUAACGAGUUGGCAGCAGACGCUCAGAAGAGACGAGAGAUUCUCUCCAGGCGUCCGUCUUACCGGAAAAUCCUCAAUGAGCUUUCGACCGAUUCGCCGGCAGUUCCUAAAAUCGAUGAAGAAAAGACAGAGGAGGAGGUGUCGAUCGCGAGCGUGGCCUCAUCGCCACCGUCAGUGCCAACCUCCAUCUACCAGACCAGCUCGGGACAAUACAUUGCCGUCAGUCAAGGGCGAGCCAUCCAGCUGACCAGUCCUGGAGUGGAAGCCCUUCAGGGGGCUCAGACCCUCACGGUGGCGAGCUCUGCCACGACGCAGUCUGGCGCCACCAUCCUGCAGUGUGCGGCUCAGCCUGCAGACUCUCCACAGCAGUUCUACAUACAGGGAGGACAGGUCCUCAUCCAAGCUGCCACUGGAGACAUCCCUGCCUACCAGCUGCGGUCGCCCAACUCCGGCCUCGCACAAAGCAUCGUGAUGGCGGCGUCUCCGGGCUCCAUGCAGAACCCGACAUCCCAGCACGCUGAGGAAAUCACCCGCAAAAGGGAGGUCAGGCUGAUGAAGAACAGGGAGGCAGCUCGCGAGUGCCGCAGGAAAAAGAAAGAGUACGUCAAAUGUCUGGAAAACCGCGUGGCUGUGCUGGAAAACCAAAACAAGACCCUGAUUGAAGAGCUGAAAGCGCUGAAGGACAUUUACUGCCACAAAGCUGAGUAGCAGCGGCUGUUUGUGGUCACGGGCUGAGGACGGUGCCGUUUUUCAAACUGCUGCAGCAAAACAAAGAAAUAAAAAAAGAAAAAGAAAAAGAAAGGACUCUAAAAACAAAAACUGCUUUGACCGCCAUUGUGUCUCUGCUCACUCAGGCCUGGUUUACGGCUAAUUCACAAGUGUCCCGGGGAAUUCAAGUGUAGCUCGAGCUUGCCAGUUGUGCUCUUGUUCUUAUCUUGUGCUCUUUGCAUGUGAAGACUCGAGUGUCGUUCACACACUUUUGCUUUGCCGCCGCUGGGCGUUGUGCACGGGGCAAGGCCGGCAAGCGAGAGCCAGGCGAAAGAAGAGGAACAGGAAGAGGAAAUACAGGUGCUUCCUGAAAAUGCGCAGAGAUUGCGAAAGAAAAAAAAAACCCCAGCAAGUUUCUCUGAGGUCAGACGAAAUGCACAAAAAAAAACGCUGCACAGAUCCACCACCAGCUGCAACCAGGCAACUCCAUCAUGUUUACCCCAUCGUCAUGACAUUUGUGUAAUUUAGGCCUCUGGUCUUAAUUGUUUCAUGCAUUCCUUUUUGCAAAAACACAAUUAAGGAGAAAACAUCCUCAAGCCUUUUGUCCAUGAAGCGAUCUCCUGGAUUUCAUUAACCUGUUUUGGGUUUGUGCAGACACACUUGAUUGGGUUAUACUUUUCAGAAAUAAACAAUGAGUGACGUAAAAGGUCCAAGAUGAAAAUCCUCUUGUGUUUAGGAUUUUUCAGAAACAGAAAAAAACUAUAUUUCAAGGCCAAUGUCUAUUUGAAAUGCUCCCCCGCCCCCUCCCUAAAAAACCUUUUCCAGAAGAGUCGUUUUUUUUUGUUUGCAUCUGUGAAGUGAGUCGUGUGAUUGAACACAAAAGCACAGAAAGGACCAAAGCGUCAUUAAAGAGAACUACAAAUUAUAUUUAAUUGUCUUUAUUAUAAAGAAUUUCACUCCAAGAGUUUAAAAAAAUGUUACAGAUUAACUGUAUAAUAAUAAUAAAAAAAGAUCAAUCCAAAACUGAAAAACCUCAGUUUCAAAAUAAAAUGACUCGUCGCUCAGAGUUGAACAGUCAUGCACGCGUUAGUUGCUGUUUUUGUGUCCUUUCAAAUGAAUGGAUAUCCAUUGUAGAAUAAAAAAUAACUGUAUUUUGAUAUUGGCUACAUGUUAAAAUGCUCUGUUUAAAGGGUGAUGCCAAUUUUUUUUCUGCUUUGUUUUUUUAUGUUCAGACACGUUUAUUUUAUUGAUUCUAAAACAUGUUGUGUUCAUGUUUUUUUGUUGGUGUUAAUGAAGUUAACAAGACGCCUUUGCUUUCUUCUCUUGUUUCAGUUGAAGCGGAGUUUGUUCCACUGAAUAUGUUUUAUUAUUAGAAAGUGAUAGGAGGAACUUGAUCUUUUCAUCCCGGUGUACUUCCUUCCUUCCUACCUUCCUACCUUCCUACCUUCCUACCUUCCUCCCUUCCUUCCUUCCUUCUUUGUUUGAAUUGUAAAAUCAAAAGUAUUUUUGUUUAUCUAAUAAAAUAUUCAUAUGUGA